Abrus precatorius (Indian licorice) is the source of this 3165-nucleotide messenger RNA. RefSeq names its product auxin response factor 3-like. Gene Ontology annotation, molecular function: DNA binding. NCBI's taxonomy places the organism in Eukaryota, Viridiplantae, Streptophyta, Magnoliopsida, Fabales, Fabaceae. The coding region runs from base 657 to 2837 and encodes 726 amino acids. Gene Ontology annotation, biological process: regulation of DNA-templated transcription; response to hormone. Gene Ontology annotation, cellular component: nucleus. The transcript has 11 exons. The record is from RefSeq and is a predicted model, not a curated record.
AUAUUUUAUUGGUCUUUAACCAACAAAUAACCUCACAAAGUGAGGCACUACCACUACUACAGUCUUUGUUCUUGUAGCCUUGUACCUUUCUUUUCUUUCUCUUUCCUCUGCCACACAUCACACCCAAUAGUCUCAGCAUUGCAGCAACUGCAGCACUGCUGCAGCUUCAGCUUGCAGUCGAGGAAAAAGGGCCCAAAAAAUAAUAUAUACGUUUUUUGAAAAGGGAAAAUAGAUGAGUAAAGAAAAUGGGAUAAAAAUUAAAAACCCAUUUUUAUGUGACCCCAACUUAAAUCUCAAUGAAAGCUUGAUUUGAUGAUACCCCAAAAUACAUACCCAUUCCAUUCACUCAUCAUGACUCUACUCUUCCCUUCCCAGUCAAUAUAUAAAGUAAAAGAAAAGAAACCCAAAAAAGAAACAAAUUAGCAGAGAGAGUGAUAACUCAGAGAGAGAGAGAGAGAGAGGGUCUCUUUCUUUUUGGAGUAUUGGGUCACAGCCUCUUUUAGCAAUGCCAAAGUUACUCAACAACACAUCACGCUCUCUGAAAAUGCUGCAGGCAUGAAAUCACUCAUUGAAAUCUUCCCCUUCUUCCUCUCUCAAACUUCUUCUUCCCACGCUCUUGUUAGAUUCGUUAACAUUGCGACCAGAGCUUUGUUCCUAUGGGGUUGAUCGAUCUCAACACCACUGAGGACGAUGAAACUCCAUCUUCUGCUUCUUCUUCUUCCUCUUCUUCUUCUUCUCACUCGGGGAUAAGCACUUCUGUUUCAACCGUGGUUGUUCCUUCUCCUCCUUCUGUGUGUUUGGAACUGUGGCACGCCUGUGCAGGGCCUUUGAUCUCUCUUCCGAAGAAAGGAAGCGUUGUUGUGUACUUGCCACAGGGACACUUUGAGCAAGUUCAGGAUAUUCCGGUCACUGCCUAUAAUAUUCCACCCCAUGUGUUCUGUCGUGUUCUUGAUGUCAAGCUCCAUGCAGAGGAAGGGAGCGAUGAAGUGUAUUGCCAAGUCAUACUGGUUCCUGAAAGUGAGCAAGUUGAGCAAAGUUUGCGGGAAGGGGAAAUUGAUGCUGAUGGGGAAGAGGACACUGAAACUAUUGUAAAGUCAACAACACCCCAUAUGUUCUGCAAGACUCUCACAGCUUCAGACACUAGCACUCAUGGUGGAUUCUCGGUGCCACGUCGUGCAGCUGAAGAUUGCUUUCCUCCCCUGGAUUAUAGUCAACAGAGACCUUCACAAGAGCUUGUGGCAAAGGAUUUGCAUGGAUUAGAGUGGAGGUUUCGACAUAUAUACAGGGGGCAACCACGGAGGCAUUUGCUCACCACUGGGUGGAGUGCAUUUGUGAACAAGAAGAAGCUUGUGUCUGGAGAUGCUGUGCUGUUUCUUAGGGGUGAUGAUGGAGAACUGAGAUUAGGGAUACGUAGAGCAGCCCAAUUGAAAAGUGCUGGUUCCUUUGGAGCUCCCUCUGGUCAGCAAUUGAAUCCUGCAAAUCUCAUGGAUGUUGUUAAUGCUUUAUCUACAAGAUGUGCAUUUAGUGUUUGCUAUAAUCCAAGGGUCAGUUCCUCAGAUUUCAUCAUACCUGUCCAAAGAUUCUUAAAGAGCCUUGAUUGUUCUUAUUCAGCUGGAAUGAGGUUCAGGAUGCGUUUUGAAACUGAAGAUGCUUCAGAGAGAAGAUUCACUGGACUAAUUGCUGGAAUUAGUGAUGUUGAUCCUGUUAGAUGGCCGGGAUCAAAAUGGAGAUGCCUACUGGUAAGGUGGGAUGACAUAGAAGCAGCUAGGCAUAAUAGGGUUUCUCCGUGGGAAAUUGAGCCUUCUGGUUCUGCUUCCACUUGCAGUAACUUGAUGGCAGCUGGUUUGAAGAGGACCAGGAUUGGAUUGACUUCAGCAAAGCUGGAAUUUCCUGCUUCCAAUGGGAUUGGAACAUCAGGCUUUGGGGAAUCAUUAAGGUUCCGGAAGGUCUUGCAAGGUCAAGAAAUUUUGGGUGUUAAUACUCCAUUUGAUUGUGUUAAUGCUCAGAGUCCCAGGUUAUAUGAGUUAGGGAGGUGCUAUCCUGGUUCAAACAGUUCUGGGAUUCCUGCUACAGGAAAUAAUGUCAGAAUGCCGCAUGUGACAUCUGAUUUUUCCUGCAAUGGCAUAGGCUUUAGUGAAUCUUUGCGAUUCCAAAAGGUCUUGCAAGGUCAAGAAAUUCUUCCAAGCCAACCAUAUGGCAGAGCUUUGUCAAUUGAGGAGGCUCAUGGAAAUGGUCGUUUUGGACUUUUUGAUGGUUAUCAAUUGCUUAGCUCUAGAAAUGGAUGGUCUGCCCAGGUGCAUGAUAAUGCUUCACAUUUGCAUGCAUCUGUUACAACUGGACAGGUGUCAUCUCCCUCAUCUGUGUUGAUGUUCCAGCAAGCAGUUAACCCAAUUUCAAACUGCGAUUAUAACAAAAAACGCAAUCAAGAAAGGUACCAAGGUUCAUACACACCAGAAGUGAAAGGUAGAACAUUUGCAUCUUCCCCACCUGGGGAUACUAUUUUCCCAAGGCGAGCACAGGAAGGCACAAAUUCUUUUGGUAUGUUAAAUGUUCAUAAUCAGUUGGCUGGUUCACGGUUACAUGAGUCAGUAUCAGCACUGAGAAGCAGCCAAGAGUUGGUUUCCUCGUGUAAAAGUAGCUGCAGACUCUUUGGUUUUUCAUUGACUGAGAACCCACACAUUGCAAACAAAGAGGCUGAUGCCACAUCUACCAUCACUUGUCCAUUGAAUUCUGGACCGUCCUUUACUCGGCUUGUUGAGGAUGAGUUCCACCCUGGCCACUCGCACCGGAGUAAGGCAGUUGGAAGUAACUGUGCCAAAGGUGUAUUGCAGUAUUGAUCUGAGAAUCAUGAUGUGCUCAAGCAGUAUGACACUGGCAUGAGAUAGCUGAAGAAUGGGUCCAUAGUUUGUAUUGGUUAUGUGCUUUGCUAUAAUAUAUUUGGAUUUCAGGAAAGAGGAAAAUUGUUAUUGUUGGCCAUAUUUGGGCAAUUUUAUCUUAUGUUGGCUAUGACCAGAUUGAAGUGCUUGUGUAUUAAUCAUUUAUGCAUACUCAAUGUGACCUGCAAGAGAUGCACUCGUGUAAAACUAUUGUGGUAAUGCUAUGCAUCUUAAUCCUUCUGCGAUCUAUACAAUACAAAAUCUAAUUACUUUUUGUGAAGACUCGUGG